UGGUUUAUAUGUACACACGUAUUCCUUCCUCAUUCUGGUCCUACAUAUGCACACAUCAACUGUUACUGGUUACUGCCUCCAUACACACAUUUUUUAAGUGUAAAGUUUGCGUGAAAUUAGAUAAUUAAAAUGUUCGGGUGUUUUAAAACCGGGGUUUUCCACCCGAACGGGAAGACGCUCAGCACCACGACGGUCAUAUCCACGGUAGACGACGAGAAACACACGGAAGUGAGUGAGGAAGAAGAUAAGCACGGAUUUGCCCGGAUGUUGACGGAUUGGAGAAGUGUGUGCAUUCUCCUUUUCCUUUACACCUUGCAAGGUCUCCCCCUCGGCUUAGCGGGCUCAAUCCCGCUCAUCAUUCAGGAACGCAACGUGACCUAUUCGGAGCAGGCCAAGUUUUCACUGGCGGGAUGGCCGUUUUCGUUAAAAUUGUUGUGGGCGCCGUUAGUGGAUGCGAUUUAUUUUAGAAGAAUUGGGAGGAGGAAAUCGUGGUUGAUUCCGGUCCAGUACUUGAUCGGGGGGACGAUGUUGUUCCUCUCGUUUUGGGUGGAUCAUUUACUCGAUUCGCUGCAGAUCGGGGUGCUCACGGGGUUCUUCUUCUUUCUGAAUUUUCUUACGGCUACGCAAGACGUAGCGGUGGAUGGAUGGGCUUUGACUAUGCUGAAAAAAGAAAAUGUCGGCCUAGCAUCCACCUGUAAUGCGGUAGGACAAUCUUUUGGAGCAUUUAUAGGUUACGCCGUAUUCAUAAAUUUAAAUUCACCCUCCUUCUCGAACAAAUGGUUUCGAACCGUGCCCAACAACGAGGUUGGAAUCGUCACUCUCGCCAGUUUUAUGGGAAUCUGGUCCAUCAUUUACUUCGUUUGUACCACGCUGCUCUUAAUUUUCAAGAAUGAGGAGGAUGAACCAGGAGCAGAAAAUGGUGACGGAGAAAAAAACAAUAAUUCCAUUGUCUCAAGUUAUUUACGGCUUUGGGACAUCCUAAAAUUACCCUCCGUUCGGAAAUGUGUGCUGUUUUAUUUCACCAGCAGUCUUGGAUUUGCUGCCGUGCAUGCCCUCAGCGAAUUAAAAUUUGUCGAGGCGGGAUUACCCAAAGAAGUGAAGGCUCAGCUAUCCGUCCCAUUAAUCCCGAUAAGUUUGCUCGUUCCGGUCCUGGUUUCUAAAUGGACGGUAGGAGUCAAACCGAUGAGCCUUUUCAUGAAGGUGUACAUUUUUGCCUUAUUAACCACUGGAGUAAUUGCGGGCAUGGUUUGGGUAACCGGCGAGGUGAAAGAUGACCACGGCGGAUUUCCAUCCUGGUACGUCCCCACUUUACUAGCAGUGGAAGCCAUACUUAAAAUUGUCGAGACAAUAAUGUUCGUCGCAAAGAUGGCAUUUGUCGCAAGAAUUAGUGACCCCGCCCAUGGCGCCACAUUUAUGACGAUGUACAAUACGGUUUCUAACUUGGGGAGUGCGUGGCCGAGAGCAGCCGCCCUUUGGUUGGUGGACCCCCUCACGUUCAAAUCCUGCCCUUCAAAUGAGUCAGGAUCACUGUGCACCACAACGUUUGAUGGCUAUUAUGUCGAAACAAUUGCCUGUAUUGUGAUCGGUUUGGUAUGGUUCUUAUGGGGCAAUGUUACCAUAAAAAAGCUGCAAAAGAAACCGGAAACUGUGUGGAAACUGGAGAAAAAAUAAUUUUGUGGAGAAGAAGAAGCUUAAUUUAUAUGCAUGUAUGUACAUAUGUAUACAGCAACGAAACUACGAUUUUUACUCAAUUGACCAAACAAACAAAUGUAAUUACAUACGUCAAGUUCAUCGUGAAGGGUCCUUUUUCUUGCCCUUUUCAUGAGCUACAUGAAUAAACCAUUUUAAUCCUAAA
This is a messenger RNA of Folsomia candida, 1855 nucleotides long. Its product is annotated as acetyl-coenzyme A transporter 1. Bases 130 to 1671 code for a protein of 513 amino acids. Gene Ontology annotation, molecular function: acetyl-CoA transmembrane transporter activity. Gene Ontology annotation, cellular component: membrane. The transcript has 6 exons. Lineage: Eukaryota; Metazoa; Arthropoda; Collembola; Entomobryomorpha; Isotomidae. The record is from RefSeq and is a predicted model, not a curated record.